UGCUAUGGCAGAGGGGCUACACGGCAUACAGGGGGGGGUCGCCUGCAUUGUGAACCUGGCCCCUUUUUCUUACCUUUUUUAUUUUUUUCAGUGCAAUUGAUCUGACCUCCAAGGAAGUCUUGUUAUGGUUAUUUUCCUGUUUUUUGUUUCAGUUUUUCAAACUUAUCUAAGUCUGCGUGAGUCAUAUCAUUCAGCGGUAGCGCGGUUACCGUUUCAACAUUUCAUCACCAGGUGUGUUGUGAAUGAAUAAAUGAAAUAAUAUUUGUGCAACCAAUGUACUUGGUGCUUUGCUACUGAGCAAUUGGCAAGAGUUCAAGGGGGCAGGUAAUGCCCUUUUGAAACUUUUUCAUUACUCGUAGGAUCCUUUGUCAUGACAUUUGGAAAUAAUUUCCGUUAUAUAUUCAGUGUCUAUUUGUUUUCCUGUGUGUUACAUUUGAACUUGCUGUCCUCCCCCCCCCCCCCCCCCAUCUUCCUUUUACCCUGGAACACGUCUUCCAUCCUCUCGAAAUUAAGGAAACUCAAAAUGUCUCGAAAGCAAUGUACUUUUUACAAUUGCGUUAUUUUCAAGCAACCAUUUCUAUUUGUGAAUGAAUGUAAUUCCAAAAAGACAAUGAUUGAAUACAUGGUUUUUAUCUCUUCAUUUUAAUGCUCCUUGUGUGUACGCCUUGAGUCUUAUAUGAAUGACCAUACACAUUUCAAAUGCACCAUCAACACAAGCUGUAUGAUUGAACAGGAUUGGUCCACACAUACAGGGCUCUGAAAGUGAUAGUGAAUUAAUGAUUUAAUUAAGAUAAUUCUAUGGGAAGCCUCAAAUCAUAUCAGUUUGGAUGUUCAUAUGCUGCCUGGGGCAUUUAGGGAGUAUGAGAUUCUUUCAAGUUGCCUUUACCAGAUAUAUUACUCUGAACUUCUAGUAGCUUGGAAUUUUAUCAGGACAGUAUUCUACUAUAUUCAUUUUACUGAAAAUCGUUUCAUAAUUUCAUGAAUAAAUGUUAACGGCUGAAAUGAUUGCAUAGGAUAUACACAGUAGUUCGUGGGCCUACAGUCAUCCAUGAAGAAGACGUGGGGAAAAUGUGCCAUAUGUCAGGAAAAGUACCGAAAAAAGAUAUUACAUAACUGCGUGUGUGUGAGAGAGACAGACGCAGCAGAGCAGACCUCAGACACACGAGCCUCGCCGUCUUUUAGGUACUUCCGGCAUUGAACACGUGCUACCGAUGAUCGACCACGCCUCCACUGCUCUCUCACAUGUUGAUGCACACAUUCGCGAACAGGAGACUGUGAAAACUCGUCAGUGACUCACUGCACUUAAAAUACAAAUGCAAAAGCACGGCUUUCCAAUACAGGAAAACCAUCGAAGAUGGGUUUGAUUUAAAAUAUUGUCCAUCACAGGGCAUGCUAGGAUUUUCAUCAGCCUACAUUCAACAUUGGAUUUAAACGAUUCAUUGUAUCACAGCAUCUUAGCCAAAUCCGACUCUUAAUGAUGUCAAGCUGACACGAAUCCUCACGAAUUGUUUUGACACUCGAUCAGCAUCCCGAGCAAUAACAUGCUCUCACGUGGACGGUACCGGGGUCCCGCCUGCACACGUGUCUUGGCACGGGAUUGGCCCUGACGUCGGUACGGUACCUACGUCAACGCUUCUCGGGGCGACACCACCGGGGACAAUAUUAUUUAGAUUAGGGGGCGUCGCCAUGCGUAAUCGACAUAAUGGAUGCUUUGGGAACAUCAGACUACGCGUUUUCUUCAUGGUACCCGUGUCCACAGCAGCACCAUGCAUCUACUGGAGGGUGCGCUGACGGCAAGUGUUGCUGCCCGAAUCAGCCCGUUUGACUAUUGACUCCUUGAUGAUCCGUCGGAAGAUAUCUGUAUUACAUUUUUAGAUUAUGUUGUCCUGAAACUUCACACACUAGUCUUUCGCCUCUUUGAGGCAAAGAAUCUAUGAUUGAUUUGUGAACAGCGCGUUGCUUUUCUUAGAUGCGAAGAUAAAGUAGACUUCACCUCGGUGUGGGAUGCCAAAGGAACCAGGGCAUUUUGGGGAGAGGGUCGGGCGGAGCACCUCGAAGAAUGCCAAGGACAGGAGCAACAGUGCCACGGUGCGGGCCGACCGCGGGCGCCGCACGCAGGCCGGCCCCGGAGCCCUGGGGGGGAUGGGGGACAUGGGGCAACAGCUGUCACUCUUCGACUCGGGGAAGGACUCGGAAAAAGACUCGGGAUACUCAGAGGCCGGCUCGGACUGGGUGGAUGACCAGUGCAGCAGCGUGAGCCAGACACACAGGAAGAACAGCCGACGUUCCGUUACCGCCGGCAACCACGGCAGUGCGGGCGUCGGCCGCUUCGAGGGGCACAAUCCUGUCAUUAAAAACCUGUUGGUGAAACCGUCCAGGCAGGAGCAGAUGCUGCAUCGACAGCUAGCAUCAUGGGCAGGAGGCUGGCAUAGCAUCUCAGGCCCCCAGGGGCCCUCCCAGCUCCUGGAAAUCCAACAGCCAGCCGUCACUGCCCCCUCCUCCUCCACCCUGACCACCUACCUUGCGCCGGUAGAAAACCUGAGCAAAGCCAACAAGAAAGGCUGCACCAGCCGAACCAGUGGCAAGAACCACCACAGCUCCACCAAGAACUCUUACCUCCCCAUUACGCACCCCAGGAAGGAAGGCCACGCGCAGGGGAAGUCAGCCGGAGCCCCAGCCGCCGGCCAGGAGGGCGGGGGAGGUGGGGUCGGUGGGGAGGAUCAGAGCCACUGCAAGAGGGUGUGCACGGAGGACGAGUUGAAGACGGAGAGCGUUUCAACCACAACCAGACAUCUGUCCUCACACCACCACCGGCACGGCCGCCACCGAGAUCUCCAUCCCUCGCAGCACAAGGUCCGACGCGGCUCCGAGCCCCCCGCCCACCCGCCCCCCGCCCACCCGCCCCCCGCCAACCACACCAAGCCCAAUCGCUGCUCCCACCAUAGCUACGACGCCUUGGGAUCGCCGUCCGUCUCCAGCUCCCAGACGGCCUCCCUGCCCUCCUCACACUCCUCCUCUUCACACUCGCCUUCCUCCUCGUGCUCCUCCUCGUCGUCCUCCUACCCCACCUCCUACUCCUCGUCCUCAGUCAGCCACAGCCCCUUCCGCCCGAGGCAGGGGAGGGCCGGGUCUGCGGCGUUGGUGGCGGCGGCGGCGGCGAUGGCGGUGGCUGCAGAUGCAGCAGGCCAGCUCUUAGACGCGCCGUCCGAGUGCUCUUCAGUGCGCCAGCGGCGGUUCCUCCACACGGCGGAGAUCCUGAGCCAGUCGGGGCUGCUGGCCAUCACCCUGCGCACAAAGGAGCUGCAGAGGCAGAGCGACGCCACCGAGCGGGACAUCGCCCAGCUGCGCCUGCACACUCAGCUGCUGUGUCAGGCGGCACUGGCCGGCCAGCAGGUUGCCAACGACGGCUCCAACGGCCUCCAGCAUCUACUACAGGCCAUGGCCCGAUCUGGCGCCUACCCAGGGCUAGUCUCAGGCGCCCAGGUCAAAGCCGGCGGCGGCCGCCGGAGACAGAGCGUGAGGAGAGGCGAGGCUGCUAAAGGUGAGAGCAAAGAGGCAGACGAGCGCAAAGAGGCAGACGAGAGCAAAGAGGCCGACGAGCAGGGAAGGCUGAAGGACGGUACGCUGCAUCAGGAACCCAUGUCCCCGCAAGGCGCUGACAAAGGGGUUUCUUCUCUGUCCCCCUUCUUCGGCCUGUCUCCGGAGGCAGAGAGGAUGGAGCAGGUGAACAGUCUAGCGGGCUCCCUGUCCAUGGAUAGGGAUGUGACCGAUCCGUCAAUGACUCCAGAGAGCUUCACCUUACACAACUAUCUAUUCUGACUCCCACAUCUGUACCAUACCAUACCCUGUGUGUGUAAACGCAAGCAAUCCAAAAAAUACGAUUUGGAUCUUGGGUUCUUGCUCCCAUUUAUCAGCUUGUGAGACAGAUUGGUGUUAGAGAGUAAAAGCCAUUGUGAUCAUUUUUGUUUGUUAGAUUUUACAAGUGGUGAUAUAGAUUUGCAGGACUGAGGUUGUUUACAUUUUGCAUGAUAUGAGAAUUUUACAUUUAAAUGACAGGAUAACGGCAAUUAAAUCUACAAAUUCAUCGCAAACAUUUCAAAGAUUUAUAUACGUUUAUGGAAAACCAAAUCAAACACGACCCAAUCAUGUGUCAGUGCGGUCAAAACAUUUCUUGUGUUUGUUGUACAUUUCUGCUAUAUUAUUUUUCCUACUACUUACACCAACUAAUGAUGAACAUGUGGUUAUUGUGGUUCGUUGAAAAUAACCCUCAGCGAGGAAAAGUGGUUGAAUGUCUUGUGUUUUACACUGAACGCAGCCGAUUAAUGUUUGCCUCUUGAGAUUAACCAUAGUUCAGUCUAGUAUAGCCUGUUAAUAGGUAAUAUAUGAUACCGUCUACACAUUAUCAGGGCAAUUGAGUUACUCUUCUUUUGUUUCAUAGAAACACCUACUACAUUUUAUUAGACUUUGGCGUUGCAAUCGAGGAGAACUUCCCCGAAGUUGUUAUAAAAAGUCAUGAGGGGAUUUGGGUUUUUUCGAUACCUGUAAGUGUACAAUAUCGUCUGUGUAAGCACAUGGUCUGUAAAACACAAGGAGACAUUAGCUUUUAGAACAUUGAUUUUCGAUUAAGGUCAUAGUCUACGUUUUCAGUGCUAUUGGAUUUACAUUAUCUCUCCCCGUUCUCCAUAUAUUUCCACAAGACAAGGGUGCUGGGAUUGUCUUUCCUUCAAUAAAACUGUUUCUGUGGACACGUCUUGUGAUGAAUGUGUUUGACGAUUUUGAAAGCGUAUUCAGAGAUAUGCAAAUGAAAGCAUAUUUUGCUUUGGUCCCGAGUCCUGUAAAGUGUCCACUACUUCCAUCCCAUCCCGGUGAACAAACCUAACACUAACCCUGAUGUUAAAGAUGUUCCCUGUCUGACCUUAAAUUAAAAAAUAACUCUGCUCUCAAUAUCAUGCAGUUUUAUUCCUAGUUUUGAGGCGUAGUUUUGGUAAACUGAUUCCAUUUGCACACAAAAGCAGAUAAAUAAAAACUCCAUUGAAAUGAUUAUAUAUUUUUUAUUUGGCAUUAAUGGCAUCUCUACAGCAAUAGUAAGCCUUUACUGGCUUUACUCUUGGCUACUACCACAUAUACAGACAUACUACCAUAUUUUUUAAAGCAAUCGCACAUAAUUAUUUUCAAUUAAUAAAACUAUAUUUUAAUGACUUGCCAUUUUGCUCAAGAUUGUCCAGUAGAAUUGUGACAAAUAAAAUAAAUUGAGUUGUAUGUAUUGUUUGUAUAAGUAUAUGUAUAUGAUGUAUAUGUAAAGCAAACAAUAAUAAUGAAAGUUUGAAUGUAAAAUAACAUUUUGAACAUUACUAGGUUAAUACUAAUAUAUGAAUGUGAUCAAAAAGUCCCCAAAAACACCACUCUUCGCUUCCUUUUUGAUAAUAGCUACAACAAUCAAUCAACAAGUCAGAUUAAAUUAACUGUCUCUGUUAUAUUAGUACACACUCUUUAAAUAUAUACUAAAGAUAUGUAAUGCAUCAAUACAACAAUCUGUAUACAACAAAACAGAAUAAAAGCCAAACAAAAGCACUGUUAGGUAAAGCAUAACAAGCACAUGGAAACAUCCUUUCUGUUUAUGGCAGACCUUCGACGCCUAAUCUUGGGACGCCUCGUCCUUGGACGAGUGUCCACAGCACUCAGGACAGCAGCAGCAGCUGUGGCAGCAGUACCGUUGAAGUCGACUCAGAAGUCCUGUUGAGCCCCUUCCAGCCUGAGGCUCUUGUUCGUUUACUGUCCCACCCUGUGGCUGUACCUCUCUGUGGGGAUCUGGCCCUGUCUGCAUGGCUCUAUCGUUAGUCCAUCUUCGGAAUCUGCUUCCUUUCAGUUUCUCAAGCUCUCCAAGCAGCUGUGCUCUAAGUUGCUCAAGCUCUCUGUAUUUGUCAGCUAGCAUCUUUCGGUUGCUUGACUGCUGGUGGAUUCGGUCUUCCUCUUGCGAAUCUAUGCUCGUUGUCUGCGAGGGCUCUUUGUCCUCUCUUUGCAAGUGAGGCCUCUUGACUAUGUUGCGAAGGGUCUGCAGCUUCUGCUCCAGGUUCUUUCUCAUCUUGGUACCUCUGCUCUUCAUGUGGUCGAUCUCCCUCCGUUCCAUUCUUGUCUCUUUCCACAUCUUCCGCAAUUUAUCUUGGUUAGAAACAUGUUCUUUUGUAGAAAUGUUUUCAGCUGUUGUGGCGUUCUCUUGGUGGUCAUCGUUAUCAUUGUGUUGUAUGGGAUCCUCAUUUUUUAUUCUUUUAACGCUCUCGUCGGCAGGGCUUUGGGGCAUUUCGGGGCCUUUUUGUUUGAUCUGCUCUUGAGGAAAGUUAGUCUGGGUUUGAACAGAGAUAUGUUCAAUUUUUCCCUUGUUUCUCUUUACAUCCCACAGAAGUUUUGCGACGUCAUAUUGAGCUUUCAAAUCUACCUUAAUUUUGUCAAGAUGCAAAUAAGAAUUCAGCAUAGUUUUCCAUUUAUCAUUACAUUCUUGUUGUUUAAUUUUGAUUUCCUCAUGUUUUCUUACUGUACAUUGUAAUAUAAUUAUCAGCUCUUUGAGUUUUAAGGAUAGUGUAUUCAGGUUCUCUCUUUCUUUUCCAGCUUUCAUAUAAGAUUGAUCUCUCUCCUGUGCCUCUGUAUCUUUCUGGAUUUCAGACCUCAUGGUAUCCAAAUCAAGGUUGUCUUUGUUGAUUUUUUCUUUAACUGUGUCAAGACAUUUGCUUUGCCUGUCUACUGCUUCCUUUUCCACAUUGAGAUCUUGCUUCUCCAGUAAAAGCUCCUCGUUCCAAUUCUUUUGCAUUUCUUGUUUUUGUGCCAUCACGUCCGAUUUCAUAUUGAUCAGAUCUUCUCUUUGUCUUUUUAUCUGUUUGAAGUGCUUGUCAAUCUUAAAUUUCUGCUGUUCAAUUUCUUUUUGCUGAAUUUCCAAGAUAGUUGUCUGAUUUUGUGCAUCCAGAAUCUUCUGCUCUAUUAAUUGCCUCUUCAUUGUAAUGUGUUGAUGUGUCUUUUCAACCAACUCUUUUAUUGACUCUUUCAUAAUUGUGUUGUGUCUUAUCGUUUGCAUGGCCUCUUCUUCUCUCAUCCUUACUUCCGACAAAUCUCUUUCUAGCAUCGUCCUUUCGUCCACGGCCUUUAUUCGCGCUUCAUGAAUAUCGAGCUUCUCUUGUUCAAGCUGUGCUGUCCCUUCAAAGAUUCUUUCCACGAUCACUUUAAGCUCCUCCUUCUUAUUCAUGACAUCACUCUUAAAACGUUGAACUUCCUCCUGUUGUUUUAUUAGAUUUUCCUGCCCAAUUUGGAGAUCAUCAGUCAAUCGUUUCAGGUCACUGUCUAGAAGCUCUUGUUGUUUCUGUUUUUGGGCCAUGUGUUGUAUCUCUUUAUGAAGUUCUUGGAUUUUCUUUAGGCCUUCAAGAAGUAAAUGGUCCAUCUUUUCUCUGUCACUGUUCAAAUCGCUCUGUAGACCAUAAACUUUGUCUUGUUUUUCUUGGAGUUCCGCCUUUGCCAUUUCAAGUCUUUCGUUUUCAA
Molecule: messenger RNA, 7521 nt
Organism: Gadus macrocephalus (Pacific cod)
Lineage: Eukaryota; Metazoa; Chordata; Actinopteri; Gadiformes; Gadidae
Product: filaggrin-like
Exons: 4
Coding region: 2005-3819 (604 amino acids)
Biological process (GO): negative regulation of DNA-templated transcription; negative regulation of circadian rhythm
Cellular component (GO): nucleus
Source: RefSeq, a predicted model, not a curated record